ACUCGUCAGCCUCCUCCGUCUUUCUUCAUUUCUUUACCGCUCAUUCGUUCAUUCUUCCUCUAUCUCUGGCUGAGAGCACACUGCGGUGGAAAAAAUGGCAGAAACCUUCGUCGGCACGUGGAACCUUAAGGAGAGCAAGAAUUUCGAUGAGUACAUGAAAGCCCUUGGUGUCGGUUUUGCGACACGCCAAGUCGGCAGCAUGACCAAACCCACCACCAUCAUUUCCGUUGAUGGUGACGCCGUCACGCUAAAGACAGUCAGCACCUUCAAGAACACAGAAAUCAAGUUCAAGCUGGGAGAGGAGUUUGACGAGACCACAGCAGACGACCGUAAAGUCAAGUCAUUGGUGACCCUUGAUGGGAACAAGCUGGUCCACGUUCAGAAAUGGGACGGCAAAGAGACGUCUCUUGUCCGAGAAGUUGAUGGUAACAGUCUCACACUGACACUAACUCUUGGCGACGUGGUCUGCACACGAUCCUACGUGAAAGCAGACUGAAGUUUCUCCCACAACUGUGUUUGUUCCUACUGAAAAAACCUUUGCCUUGUCAAGUGUGUUUCCAACAAUUUGUCAAUAACUCAUGUUCCAAAAAAACACAAUAAAACCUCAGCUUACAUCCCCAAAAA
This is a messenger RNA of Pangasianodon hypophthalmus (striped catfish), 624 nucleotides long. It is a transcript of the gene fabp3, whose product is annotated as fatty acid binding protein 3, muscle and heart. Gene Ontology annotation, biological process: fatty acid transport. Gene Ontology annotation, molecular function: fatty acid binding. Gene Ontology annotation, cellular component: nucleus; cytosol. The record is from RefSeq and is a predicted model, not a curated record. The coding region runs from base 95 to 496 and encodes 133 amino acids. The transcript is spliced from 4 exons. NCBI's taxonomy places the organism in Eukaryota, Metazoa, Chordata, Actinopteri, Siluriformes, Pangasiidae.